Molecule: messenger RNA, 402 nt
Organism: Salvia hispanica
Lineage: Eukaryota; Viridiplantae; Streptophyta; Magnoliopsida; Lamiales; Lamiaceae
Source: RefSeq, a predicted model, not a curated record
AUGCUGAAAGAAAAGGUUGAUAAGAAAAGAAACUUGAAUGAUAUUGAAGAAAUCCAGUUAUCAGCUAAUAGUGGGGACAUCAUUGUAAACCAUCGGGUUGUCAAGCAAAAGCAUAAAAAUCAGUUCCUCAUAUCGCGUACACUUGGGGAAGCACCAGCAGGUAAGGCUUUGUGUGAUUUACGUGAGACCGUUAAUUUAACGUCUUUGUCUGUUUUUGUGCAGUUUAACAUAGGGAAUCUAAAACCAUCAACAAUCAAGCUGAAAAUGGGGGAUGAAAUAAUUGCACAUGCUAUUAGUAUAGUUGAAGAUGUCUUGGUGAAAGUUGACAAUUUUCAUUUUCCUAUAGAUUUUUUGGUGGUUAACAUGCAGGCAGACAAGAGUGUUCCACUUAUCCUUGGUUAA